GUUGGUUCAAAGAUUCACAAUGAAGCUGUGUGAAUUUAUGCCUUUCACUUGUAUGAUGCUGUUAGCAGUGCACGGGUUAAGAUGUUACACCUGUUGGGGUGAAAAUCUGGGCAAUUGCAACCGCAUAUGGACGUGCCCUGCAGGCUACGACCGCUGUUCCAGCACUAUUGUUGCUGAAAAUAUGAUCACCAAGAAAUGCAUGAGAAGUGAUGUGUGUAGGAAGGUUUAUUCUGUGGGUAUGACUUGCUGCUCUGGAGACCUGUGCAAUGGUGCAAAUCCCAGUGGAGUCUCCAUUCCUCUGCUGCUGGUACCUUUAGUCAUUAUUGUGCUUUUCUGCUGA
Thalassophryne amazonica is the source of this 340-nucleotide messenger RNA. RefSeq names its product lymphocyte antigen 6B-like. The record is from RefSeq and is a predicted model, not a curated record. The transcript is spliced from 3 exons. NCBI's taxonomy places the organism in Eukaryota, Metazoa, Chordata, Actinopteri, Batrachoidiformes, Batrachoididae. The coding region runs from base 20 to 340 and encodes 106 amino acids.